Molecule: messenger RNA, 333 nt
Organism: Ilyonectria robusta
Lineage: Eukaryota; Fungi; Ascomycota; Sordariomycetes; Hypocreales; Nectriaceae
Exons: 1
Coding region: 1-333 (110 amino acids)
Source: RefSeq, a predicted model, not a curated record
AUGCGAUCCUCGAGCAGCACGGCAUCGCGGCCAGCCUUGUCGAUAGUAACCGGCUCCGACAAGCUGGAUCUUUUCCGGAUCACCCUUGGCCAGCUGCUUGAUCAACAGGCUGCACAAUACGGCUACAAAAAUGCUCUUUUGGUUGGCUUGACUAAUGCUCGCCUAAGCUUUGAAGAACUAUGCCACCGCAGCAAAGUCCUCGCAAAGGGUUUACUGGCCAUGGGUGUUCGGCAAGGUGAUCAGGUCGCCAUCUUGUUUGGAAAUGAUGAGAGAUUCGUUGAGCUCUUCUUUGCCGUGGCUCGCUUCGCUGCAGUGUUCCGGUGCGUGUUCUAG